AUGGAGACCAUGAUGGUCACCAGAAAAAUUAAGAGACCCAACUUGGCCACACUAGAAUUCGCUAACAAGAAACUAAAAACUACAAGAAAAGUGAAAUAUCUGGGAGUGAUAAUAAAUGAGAAACUGACAUGGAGAGAACAUGUCUUCUCAAAAGUAGCAGCAGCAAAAAAGAACCUUAAUCUACUAUGCAGAAUAUUAGGCCCGACAUGGGGCAUGACUCCCCCGACAACUAAAUGGAUCUAUGAGGCGAUCAUAGUACCUAGAAUCACAUUCGGGAAUAUCGUAUGGUGGCAAACAUCCAACAUGAUAACGGCGACUACAAAACUAGAUAGCAUACAGGGCACAGCCCUAAGGCGCACCUUUGGCACGUUCAAAACCACACCAACAAGGGAAUUAGAGGCAUUAACCAACUGCCCCCCCCUCCUCCUCCUCCUAGAUACCAAGAUUAAAGAACUGGCAAUGAAGACAGCCAUGAGAUUACACGGUUGGGACGACUGGGAAGAUACCGGUAAAGGCCACAGCCAGAUAAUCCAACAAAACGGCAACGAAACAUUAAAAGAAAUAUACCUAAUGUCAAAAGACAGAUUAAUCACCGAGUACAUAUUCGAAAAAAGAUAUGAAACCAAAAUAGAUUCCAGAGAAGCAUGGAACACCACCACGCUACACCAAGAUAACGACAUAGUAUGGUACACAGACGGAUCUAGAAAAGAGAACCUUUUCGGCGCAGACUGGUACUGCGGAAAAGGCUUAUCAAACGAAGGCUUUAAACAGCUAGGGAAAUAUGCAACAGUAUACCAAGCUGAAGUCAUAGCCAUAUCCGAAUGUACGCAAGAAAUGCUCAACCUCAAUAUAAACAGCAAAAGAAUCACAAUAUGCACUGACAGCCAAGCGGCAAACAAAGCAUUAGAUAUAAAAUAA
Hylaeus volcanicus is the source of this 918-nucleotide messenger RNA. RefSeq lists its product as uncharacterized. Gene Ontology annotation, molecular function: nucleic acid binding; RNA-DNA hybrid ribonuclease activity. NCBI's taxonomy places the organism in Eukaryota, Metazoa, Arthropoda, Insecta, Hymenoptera, Colletidae. The transcript has a single exon. Bases 1 to 918 code for a protein of 305 amino acids. The record is from RefSeq and is a predicted model, not a curated record.